Molecule: messenger RNA, 1299 nt
Organism: Parastagonospora nodorum SN15
Lineage: Eukaryota; Fungi; Ascomycota; Dothideomycetes; Pleosporales; Phaeosphaeriaceae
Exons: 2
Coding region: 1-1299 (432 amino acids)
Source: RefSeq, a predicted model, not a curated record
AUGUCCAGUCUUUCGGAAGACGACGAUGACAGUGACAAGGAAGAAGAUGAUGAUGAAAGUGAAGAGGAAGUAUCUCAAGAUGAUGCUUGGGCACUCAUCGAUAAUCAGGAGAACACAAACCUCACAAACAAAGUAAAUGAAGACGCGAAGAGCAGAAAAGCCGAGCUCAUUGCGGAGGAGUACAUUAAUGCGACUCGAGGCAGCCGUGACCCGUACGCCGACCAGAUCAACAAGGCGGCUCUGAAGAGGGCCUCCCGUAAGCCUUCGCUGCCUUCAACAUCGAGCGGAAGCAAACAAAAUGUCACUGGAUUGCUGCCCGACAUGGGCAGCGGAACUUACCUGGCAAAAGUGGAGGACUACUGUUCGGAUGAGAGCGAAGGUGGACACGUAUUAAAAGACGGCUUCCCGCGCAGGUCGUCGCCAACCGCGCAGGCGAAUCAGACUGCCUCUACCCGCAAUGUCGCCGGCUAUCCCUCAGACACCAUAUCACAGCGCUCAGACCCCAACCCUUACUACUCUACACCUUCACCGGUAUACAACCGACAGCCCGCCCCUUAUGCCUCGCAGGGACCAGCAGUCGUCCAACCCGCCCGGACCAUGCACGUGGUGGAGCGGGCCGAGGUGCUCGCAUCACCCGAAGCAAUACGGACAGAAUUGCAAGAGCAGCUAAGUGACACCGACACAACCUCUGAGGAAAUGGACCCAGAAUCGAGUUGGAAAGACGAGGAUGACAAACGCAAACUUGGCGCUAUGAGUAUCAACUCAUUGUCCAUGGGUAUGCUCAGUAGGCAAGAGUCUACGAGUAAAGAAAAAGAAGCUUCUGCCAGGGGAGACUCUCCAGAACUACCUGGCACACCUACGCUUGUACUGGAAGAUUUCGAACCGAAAGAAUACGACGACGGUGAAAAAAAGACCGCCGACAUGAGCCCCAAGGACGACGAGCAUGAGCGAGACAAGGAGGGAAAAGAUUUAGAUGUGCUCGAAAUACUAGCCAAGCCGACAGAAGCAUCGAGCAAAACACAAAUGCAAAGUCGAGCUGGAAGGAAGGCCACGAAGAGAAAACUUCCCUACAUUACUGGCUCGAGAGGUGCUGCGGGAGUAGCAAAAGAGUGCUCUGUAGAUGUGAGUGGAGGGUCUGAAGAUGAGAUGAUUUUCUCAAGGGUUAGUGAAUCAAGACGCAGGGCUUCCGCAUUACAAGACGUCACGGUUGACGCGUCCAAAGGAGUAGCUUGGAGUGGAAGCGGCGAGGAUUUUGACGAAGUAGACGAAUUGUUGAAGGAAUGGACGACUGUGUUCUAG